Drosophila rhopaloa is the source of this 1177-nucleotide messenger RNA. RefSeq names its product 27 kDa glycoprotein. Bases 62 to 1006 code for a protein of 314 amino acids. The transcript has 2 exons. Lineage: Eukaryota; Metazoa; Arthropoda; Insecta; Diptera; Drosophilidae. The record is from RefSeq and is a predicted model, not a curated record.
GCGGGCACCACUCAACCACAGUCGGAUCUACAGACGGAUCUAUUCCCUUCGCGUCGCCAUUAUGAACAAGUACGGGAUGUUGGCCAUCUGCCUGCUGGCCGCCUUGGGCGCCCUGCUCCUGGAGGUCAAGGCCACUCCGGCGGGCACCGCCCCCUCCACCGGCAAGUUGGAUCCCAGCCAGCUGGGCGGACUAACGGACCAGUUUUUACCGCCCGAGUACCGCAAUACAAACAAGAGCUUGGAUGAACUUAAGCGGAUGUAUCGCGAAAAGUGCAAGAAGGUGAAUGGAGCGGACAACGCAACCUUAUUUGCCGAGAUCGAGCGGGCGGCGGCCAAGAUGAGCAACUGCAUCAACGGGGUGGCCAACCUGACCGGUCUGCAGGAGGAGAUGGAUCAGGCGAAGCCGCACGGCGACCUGGACACCGUGUUCCACAAGUACUGCCUGAAGGCUCCGGAGGCGGAGGCCUGUGUCAAGGAGUUCAACGAGAAGGCCCAGCAAUGCCUGACCGCCGAGGAGAAGCAUCACCAGGAGACGGCGACCCGAAUUGGAGCGGGUCUGCUGGGAUUCGCUUGCACGCGUGGCGGCGAUCAGAUUGCCCUUUUCGUUGCGGAAAAGGGACCCGAAUGCCUGGACGCCAACAAGGAGGCCAUAAAUAAUUGCUUCAAUCAGUCCUUCAAUCAGUAUAUCCCCAAGGAUGGCCAACUUCCGAGUCUUAUGAGCAGUCCAGAGCUCCUACUCUCGCCCAACCGCUGCGUGGACUUGCAGCGCUUCGAGGCGUGUGUCCUCCAUCAUUUGCAGCAGUGUUCCGAGAUCACGCCCGCCAACAUAGUUGAGUCCAUUUUCCGCUUCGUGAAAAACGAGACCGAUUGCAAGGCUUGGAUGGAGUCCCGUGCCCACGACAAACCGAUCCUGCUGGCCGCCUCCAGCAACAAUACGGCUACUGGACUCACUGGCUUCAUGGCCGGCCCUCUGUUGGGCGCAACAUUGCUCUUGAUGCGCCCCUGAACGCAAAACUUUUUAGGUGCUUUUUUUUUUGUAUUUAUAUUUCUUUGGUUGCGAUUGCGAUAGCGAUAACGAAUUUUUUUGUUUGUGUGUGUAGAGAGGGUAUUGAGUAUCGGUACCAUAUAACUUAAUGUGUCCUAAGAAAUUGCUUAUAAUAAACCAGAUUACGACAAA